AUGCAAAACCAUAUAGUUUUGAUCACAAAAUUUAAAUAUACUCCUUAUCUAAUCUCAAAAAUCCUAAAUAAUGGCAGUAGAAUAAAUAAAAUGAGACGACUAUUCGGAGGAAAGAAGCAACCAGGACCUCCCCCUCCAUCACUGGACGAAACAAGUCAAAGCAUGGACAAAAGGGUGCAAGGACUCAGGGAAAAGGUCGCAGAAUGUGACAAAGAUCUAGCUCAGCUCAAAGAAGAAAUAAAACGCUCAAGAGGAACAAGUUCCUCAAUAGCUAAACAACGAGCCGUACAAGUGCUGAAACGAAGAAAAAUGUACCAGCAGCAGUUGGACAACCUACUAGGCCAACAGUUCAACGUAGAGCAGAUGAGCUUCCAAACCCAAGGCAUCCAAGACACAAUUAAUGCUGUCAGUGCAAUGAAAGCAGCCCAUCAAGUCCAAACUCAGCAGUUGAAGCAAAUAAAAAUCAAUGAUGUCGAAAACCUUAUGGACGAUAUUGCAGAUCUCCAAUUCGACACUGAAGAAAUUAACGAAGUCAUGAGCAGAAAUUAUGCAUUGGAUGGAAUUGAUGAGACUGAGCUUGAGAAAGAGCUGGAAGAACUUGAUGAAGAACUUUUGCAGGAGGAUAUGUCAAGAAGCUCGCUUAAAGUUCCUUCAUACUUGCCAAGCGCACCACAGAAGGUUGAGCAAGAUCAAGUUACGUUCUAA
Molecule: messenger RNA, 705 nt
Organism: Blepharisma stoltei
Lineage: Eukaryota; Ciliophora; Heterotrichea; Heterotrichida; Blepharismidae
Source: the annotation of a GenBank genome assembly